UGCACUUCUCAGGGAACGGAAUCCCUGGCAAAUUUAUCUUCCUCUGUGGUCCUCGCCAGUGUACAAAGUCCUGAAUUAUAUAUGAACCCUCGGCGUCCCCGAUAAUCUACGUUCGGACAAUCUAUCACUGUUCCAAGCUGGCAUCUUCAAACUUUAAGUCCGAAUGGAGAGAACGAGUAAGUCCAUUUGGAAAGACUGAAUUUCCUGACUAAUGAAGGCGUUUACAGAGAUGUUGGUAUGGUCGCAGCGCGUAUCAUUGUCCCGGCGCCAUCUGAUGCUUCGUAACAAUGACAAAGCAAACGCUGAUUUAUCGGGAAAUGACUGUUAUCCUUCGUAAGACGUUUUAGAGCUAUUAUUGCUUAUAACCCAAACUAAAGUUCCUUCUGCAGAAAGCAAUGUCCGAGCUGAUCACACUAUACGACGUCCCGACCAAAGAUGCUGAUGCACCCGGCUCAGCAACGACAUGGCGCACAAGGUAUUCCCUCAGCAUCAAGAACCUGAAACUUCCAAGUCGUCUGGGUCGAGCUUCCCGACUGUCGAAGCUCUUAGCAAUACGUAUCAGGAGCUCCUCCCACUGGCGUCAAACCCGACGGAAAGUCGCCAUUCUACACUAUACCCAUCAUCCAGGAUCCCUCUACUGGCGCCGUGAUAUCAGAGUCCGCCGCCAUCGCAGGAGUACCUCGACAAAACCUACCCCACGUCCGGACCGGACACUCAUCCCUGCGGGAACGAAGGUUCUGCAGCUCGCGUUCCGCGAUGCCGUAGCGGAGAGCUUCGUCCCGACGCGUCCGUUCUUCUGGAGCGGAGAUAUAUUGAAUGAUGCAACAAGAUUAUACUUGCUCAAGAGACUGGAAGGACUAGGUGUAGUCGUGAAGGCUCUCGAGGGAGAGGAGAGGGAGAAGCAGUGGGCGAAGGUACAGGUAGGCCUAGGCAAGAUUGACAAGUGGCUCCCGAAAAGACUCGGAGGGCUUUGA
Desarmillaria tabescens is the source of this 974-nucleotide messenger RNA. RefSeq lists its product as uncharacterized. The record is from RefSeq and is a predicted model, not a curated record. Bases 396 to 974 code for a protein of 192 amino acids. The transcript has 2 exons. Lineage: Eukaryota; Fungi; Basidiomycota; Agaricomycetes; Agaricales; Physalacriaceae.